Malania oleifera is the source of this 1613-nucleotide messenger RNA. RefSeq names its product glucan endo-1,3-beta-glucosidase 8. Gene Ontology annotation, molecular function: hydrolase activity, hydrolyzing O-glycosyl compounds. Gene Ontology annotation, biological process: carbohydrate metabolic process. Bases 31 to 1494 code for a protein of 487 amino acids. NCBI's taxonomy places the organism in Eukaryota, Viridiplantae, Streptophyta, Magnoliopsida, Santalales, Ximeniaceae. Gene Ontology annotation, cellular component: plasma membrane. The transcript is spliced from 2 exons. The record is from RefSeq and is a predicted model, not a curated record.
CCCACUUCAAGAUUCAUCAAAGAAAAGAAAAUGGCAGAAGCAAAUCAACACCCAGACCGUCUCUUGGUUCUGUUGCUCGUCUUCAUGGCCAUGGUCUCGAAUGGCACAUGCAUAGGAGUGAACUGGGGGACUAUGGCGACUCACCAGCUCCCACCAGAGCGAGUGGUCAGAAUGCUGAAGGAAAAUGGGUUCAAAAAGCUGAAGCUGUUCGAAGCAGACGAGAGGAUUCUAGCAGCUCUGAUUGGGACUCCCAUUGAAGUGAUGCUUGCGAUUCCCAAUCACAUGUUGCAGGUGAUUGCUCACGAUAUUGGGGCUGCGGCUUCUUGGGUCGAUGCUAAUGUCACUGGUUAUAUCUACCCUGGUGGAGUCAAUAUCAAGUAUGUUGCUGUGGGCAAUGAACCUUUUCUCAGAACCUACAAUGGCAGUUUCUCAAAAUAUGCAUUACCAGCCCUCACACACAUCCAGCAGGCCCUUAAUGAUGCUGGGUUUGGCUCCCGGAUUAAGGCCACAGUCCCCUUCAAUGCCGAUAUCUACUACUCCCCAGACUCGAACCCUGUUCCAUCAGCAGGCGACUUCCGGCCCGAAGUCCGCGACCUCACCAUCGAAAUAAUCAACUUCUUGCAUUCAAGCAAUGCGCCAUUCACUGUCAACAUUUACCCAUUCCUCAGCCUCUAUGGCAACAAAUACUUCCCCAUGGACUACGCCUUCUUUGAUGGCACAAACAAGCCUGUCAAAGAUGGUGAAUCUGUUUACACCAAUGUGUUUGAUGCAAAUUUUGACACGCUUGUUUGGGCUUUGGAAAAAGCUGGGUACUCUGACAUGAGCAUCAUCAUUGGGGAAGUCGGGUGGCCAACCGAUGGCGAUAAAAAUGCCAACUUAAAAAAUGCGAAGAGAUUCAACCAGGGGUUGAUUCAACACGCCUUGAGCGGAAAUGGAACCCCUGCUAGGAAGGGUGAGAUUGAUGCUUAUCUUUUCAGCCUCAUCGACGAGGAUGCUAAAAGCAUCGAUCCCGGUAGCUUUGAGAGGCAUUGGGGGAUUUUUGAGUUCGAUGGGAAGCCGAAAUAUGAGUUGGAUUUAUCUGGUUCGCAGGAGAACAAGGGUCUAGCUGCAGUGGAGGGUGUGAGUUAUAUGCACAAGAGGUGGUGUGUGUUCAACCCAAAUGCAGAUGACUUGGGAGACUUGCCAGACAGUAUAGACUAUGCUUGUAGCCUCUCGGAUUGCACUGCUUUGGGUUAUGGGUCUUCUUGCAACCAUUUGAGUGUGCAGGGAAAUGCUUCCUAUGCUUUUAACAUGUAUUACCAAGUCAAGGACCAGAUGGAUUGGGAUUGUGAUUUCUCUGGCUUGGCUAUGGUGACAGAUGUAGAUCCGUCCGACGAGGACUGCCAGUUUCCGGUGAUGAUUGUGAAUAGUUCUUCUUCAGAUCUUUCUAGGAAGCUUAGGGAAAUUUUACUAGCAAUUGUGGAGGGACUAGUGGUGUUUUUGCUUCUGUUAUAAUAUAUAUAUAUAUUCUUCAGGAAGCAGCCGUUCACCGAGGCAUGAGGAUUAUUUUUGUGUUGCUCAUCAUUGAAAUGAGUCUGUAGAUUGUAUUAUUAAAUAAAGAAAUUUGUCCAAAA